Molecule: messenger RNA, 2481 nt
Organism: Larimichthys crocea (large yellow croaker)
Lineage: Eukaryota; Metazoa; Chordata; Actinopteri; Sciaenidae
Gene: malt3
Product: MALT paracaspase 3
Exons: 15
Coding region: 191-2149 (652 amino acids)
Biological process (GO): proteolysis
Molecular function (GO): cysteine-type endopeptidase activity
Source: RefSeq, a predicted model, not a curated record
UACAGACUUGACGGUAAUGGGUGUGCGUGGACGCUGUCUCGUUCCGGGAAAGGGGAAGAGUUUACCCGAUAUAAUUAAAGUUAUGAACAUUGAGAGGAGGAAAACAUACUCUGGCUGAGAUCCGACAGCUGCUCAACUGGUACAAGGCUGACAGCAGUCUGUUAUACUGUAAGAAAAAGAAAAUGCACCGAUGACUGGAUCCCACACCAAACUCUGUCGAAUAAUGAUCAGUGAAAUUGUCAUAGUGCGCCAUCCUGUCUCUGUGUGUGUACCUGUGAACCAUAAGGUGACUCUGAGUGUCCGUGCCGAGGGCACAGGGAUCCUCUGCUACCAGUGGUUCUCUGAGGAUAAAGAACAGCUGCUUGGUGCCACUCGAGCAGACCUGACCAUCACUGCCACAAAAACUCAGCUCUACGUGUGCCGAGUGAAUGACCACUUGGGCAAAUAUGUGUUCAGCGACUGGGUGAAAGUAAAGGUGUUGGACAUUGAUAAGUCAGGUUUGUCAGUGCACUGGCAGGGUGAGCCACACAUCGCUGUCAACCCUAAACCCCAGACAGUCCGAAACGGUACAAAGUUCUCCCUCCGCUGUGCUGCCUUUGGCAUGCCUACUCCACACUAUCAGUGGUACAGAAAUGGACAGCCACUGCUUGACAGGACUAGUGACACACUGCAGAUUGAAUAUGCAACGGCAGAACAUGGAGGAUCAUACCUAUGCUCCAUAUCUAACGUGUUAGAAGAGAGAUGGACUGAACCUGUUGAUGUUGAUAUUGUGCAAGCAGAUCAGCUUCGUCCUGCAGCAUUCACAGCCACUGAUAAAGUUGCCCUCCUCAUUGGCAACCUGAAUUAUUCCAACCACAUCAAAUUGAUGGCCCCCAUUAUGGAUGUGCAUGAGCUAUCCAACCUCCUGCAGCAGCUUGGCUUCAGAGUGGUUUCGCUGCUGGAUCUCACCAUGGAGGAGAUGCUGGCUGCUAUUGACAAGUUCAUUCAGCUCCUUGACAGAGGAGUUUAUGGCCUUUUCUACUAUGCGGGUCAUGGGUGUGAGCGGGCUGGGAGGAAUUACUUGGUAGCUGUUGAUGCUCCACAGCCGUACAAACCUGAAAACUGUGUCUGCGUGCAGAGGAUCAUGCUCAAGAUGCAGGAAAGACGCACUGCAUUGAGUGUAAUCCUACUGGAUGCCUGUAGAAAAUGGUACGACCAGCAGUGUAUACCUUCACGCAUCAUGCCAUUGGGACCCACUGGGAAUACUGUUUAUGGUUACGCCACAUGUGAAGAUGCUGAAGCUUUUGAGGUCCAGGACGGGGGAAAAAGUACUGGAAUCUUUACAAAAUACUUGAACGAGCACAUUCUACAGUCAGAGAAAGUCACACACGUCUUAGAGAGGGUAUCUGAGGAUCUAGGCAAAGACCCCCUCGUCACAGGCAAACAGGUGGUUGAGAUCAAACACACCCUGAAGGAACCUCGAUCCCUUGCAGACCCAGUUCGGACCACUGGCCACACAAAGGAAUUACGCCUGCGAGAUGCCUGCUGGAGACAAGCAAAUGAGCUCCCACAGAAGAAGAGGCUGAUGUUUCGUUGUGGAGUAGAAGUAGAAGUCAGCUUCUCAGCUUUGUUCUCUAACGUCUUGAUGGCUUUUGCCACAGUAAAGACUACCGGCCUCCGAACCCAGGACUGCACAGUCACGCUGAGUAGCAUACCUACGCUGGAAGACAUAUUUUCCGGCCCAGGCAGGUCAGAGGAGAUGGACAGUCUACUAUUCCAGAAAUCCGACAACCCGGACUGUACACUGCGACUCUGUGCUCUUCAAAAGCUCAAGGGAUCUCUGGUCAUCAAGGUGGAUCUACACUAUACUAGCAUGGACAGUAGGCUGCGCCAGACAGAAAGCAAGCAGAUGGACAUAGGAAAGCCUCUUGUGGCAUCUUGUAAACUGUACAAGAGAAAUCAUGCAGCCAAGAAACAAGAAGGCGCUUCCGGACGGAGUGUGGGCAACAUUUCAGACGGCAAAGCAGCACAGCUUCAUCAGACUCCGGGUGGUCCACGUCGCCCUUUCACAAGAAAGGCUGAGUGUGCUGUACAACCUGCAGCCGCAAGGAGCAACGAACCUGAAGAGAAUGACGAGACUGAACUGCAAGACUUUACUUUUCGACAUUAGGCCUCUCUUGUCCUAAUACUGUAAAUACUACUUUGUACUUUUGUGUACUUUUGUGUUUAGAAAUUACUUACGUCUUACUAGUCUGGGGUUGGUGAUGGUGAAUGAGAGAGUGAAUGAGUUUGUGUUUGGUUUGUGUUACCACCAGCCUUUCAAUUCUUAGCUAACACUGAAGAAACAUUAACACUUAGUUUUGCUAACCACUGAUUUCAUCAUAAAUUGUAUAAUACUUUAACAAUAUUACUUUUUCAUCGGUGGCAAGCUGGCUAGCCUAAUUUAUCGAAUAAAUACAUUACUGUUAAUAAUUUAUCUAAUAAAGAAAACUACUUUCAUCA